Messenger RNA from Schistocerca nitens (vagrant locust), 2214 nucleotides. RefSeq lists its product as uncharacterized. Gene Ontology annotation, biological process: regulation of transcription by RNA polymerase II. The transcript has 4 exons. The coding region runs from base 1 to 2214 and encodes 737 amino acids. Gene Ontology annotation, molecular function: protein binding. Gene Ontology annotation, cellular component: nucleus. Lineage: Eukaryota; Metazoa; Arthropoda; Insecta; Orthoptera; Acrididae. The record is from RefSeq and is a predicted model, not a curated record.
AUGGAUCAGAGCAACAAUGUACAUGUGAGGUGGAAUAAGCAUCAAGCUACUUUGAUGUCUCUUUUUGGUGGUCUGUUCGACAGUGAGAGGUUAACAGACUGCACUAUUAGUGCUGAGGGGCAGCAUUUGAGAGCGCAUAAAAUAAUUCUUUCAGCUUGUAGCCCAUACUUAGAGGAACUGUUCACUGAAAACUCUGUGAAACAUCCAGUCAUUAUCCUGCAUGAUGUAAAAUAUGAUGUGCUUAAGGCUUUGAUGGACUUCAUGUACCAUGGUGAAGUAAAUGUACUGCAAAAGGAGUUUAGUGGUGUUCUGAAACUCUCGGAGUCCCUUCAGGUAAGGGGUCUGUCUCACAGUGGAUGUAUAGAUGAUGUCAACAUACAGAAAGGGAGUGGAAGCAAUGCACUAUCAGUACCUCCAGAAACUCUCCCAUUUCAACCUGCAUCUGUGUCGUGCUUUACCCCAGCUCAAAAUGAAGCAGAAGAAAAGAUGCAGCCAUAUAGUGAAUGCUAUCAAACUGUGUUGUCCCAGGAAAGAAGUUCUGUGGAAGUAGACUUGGUUCCUAAUCCCUUUCGAAAGUACGAAAAAAAUAUUAAUCACUGUGGUUCUGAUCAGAGAGCAGGCCGAAAUGUAUUCGAAGAUGUUAUUACUCGUGACUGUGAUAGUAAUUGUCGACUUCCAUCUCGUCAGCAAAUACUGUCUACAUCAAAUAACCCUACUGGUGGAGCAGCUUUCAGUCCAGCCCCCCAUCAUUCUGUGCGCAGUCAGUUGCAGAUCUCCCGUGAAGAAUUGACUUUUGAUCUGAUUGUUGCAGAAAAGGAACAGUUUUCAACUCCAGAAACAGUAUUAAUUCAUCAGAAACCAGCAAGCCUGCUGCGGGUUCGGGGUCACAUGGAAGUAGUGGAAGUACAGGACAGUGAUGAUGAUCAGGAUGAUAAUGGUGGUGAUUAUCCUGAUGAUGAUGACAGUGCUCAUGAAGACAUUGUGGAGGGCAGGACAUGCUCAGAGCCAUUUGAACCUCCCUCUCACCCGUCCCCUCCCUCUCACCCGUCCCCUCCCUCUCACCCGUCCCCUCCCUCUCACCCGUCCCCUCCCUCUCACCCGUCCCCUCCCUCUCACCCGUCCCCUCCCUCUCACCCGUCCCCUCCCUCUCACCCGUCCCCUCCCUCUCACCCGUCCCCUCCCUCUCACCCGUCCCCUCCCUCUCACCCGUCCCCUCCCUCUCACCCGUCCCCUCCCUCUCACCCGUCCCCUCCCUCUCACCCGUCCCCUCCCUCUCACCCGUCCCCUCCCUCUCACCCGUCCCCUCCCUCUCACCCGUCCCCUCCCUCUCACCCGUCCCCUCCCUCUCACCCGUCCCCUCCCUCUCACCCGUCCCCUCCCUCUCACCCGUCCCCUCCCUCUCACCCGUCCCCUCCCUCUCACCCGUCCCCUCCCUCUCACCCGUCCCCUCCCUCUCACCCGUCCCCUCCCUCUCACCCGUCCCCUCCCUCUCACCCGUCCCCUCCCUCUCACCCGUCCCCUCCCUCUCACCCGUCCCCUCCCUCUCACCCGUCCCCUCCCUCUCACCCGUCCCCUCCCUCUCACCCGUCCCCUCCCUCUCACCCGUCCCCUCCCUCUCACCCGUCCCCUCCCUCUCACCCGUCCCCUCCCUCUCACCCGUCCCCUCCCUCUCACCCGUCCCCUCCCUCUCACCCGUCCCCUCCCUCUCACCCGUCCCCUCCCUCUCACCCGUCCCCUCCCUCUCACCCGUCCCCUCCCUCUCACCCGUCCCCUCCCUCUCACCCGUCCCCUCCCUCUCACCCGUCCCCUCCCUCUCACCCGUCCCCUCCCUCUCACCCGUCCCCUCCCUCUCACCCGUCCCCUCCCUCUCACCCGUCCCCUCCCUCUCACCCGUCCCCUCCCUCUCACCCGUCCCCUCCCUCUCACCCGUCCCCUCCCUCUCACCCGUCCCCUCCCUCUCACCCGUCCCCUCCCUCUCACCCGCGCUCAGAAUUUCUGGAACAACUGUAUCUGCAAUUUGGAGGAGAAUCUUUGCCAUGGAUUAUCUGUUAUUCACGAACGAGUGAAGAUUCCGCUCUGCAGAACUUGGAGAAAGAUUGCUUCCUGCAUGAAGAUGAUCAACUUGGAGAUAAUUCUUUUCCUGUUAUUCAAAGGGAACUGAAAUUUCCUUGUGUCACUGAAGUAGUUCAUCCAGCUUUAUACAAGAGUUUAUAG